Messenger RNA from Helianthus annuus (common sunflower), 374 nucleotides. RefSeq names its product 50S ribosomal protein L18. The transcript has a single exon. Gene Ontology annotation, biological process: translation. Gene Ontology annotation, molecular function: structural constituent of ribosome; 5S rRNA binding. Gene Ontology annotation, cellular component: ribosome. The record is from RefSeq and is a predicted model, not a curated record. NCBI's taxonomy places the organism in Eukaryota, Viridiplantae, Streptophyta, Magnoliopsida, Asterales, Asteraceae. The coding region runs from base 1 to 360 and encodes 119 amino acids.
AUGGUGAUUCCUCCACCCGUAAAGGCUCAAAGAAUCACAAACUUUCUAAAACCAUAUCUCUUGAAGAUGCAUUUUUCAAACAAGUUUGUAAGUGCACAGGUGAUUCAUGCACCAACUGCAACUGUUGCAGCUGCCGCAACUUCACAGGAGAAGCUUCUGCGUGAAGCCUGGACUCAAACACAACAAAGCACAAGAGAUGUUUCCGCUGCUGCUAAGAUCGGAAAGAUAUUAGGCGAGAGGUUGCUCGUUAACGACAUCCCAGCCGUUUCAGUCGUCUACAAAAAAAAAAACCAAAGAUAUCAUGGUAAAGUCAGAGCAGUCAUUGAUUCCUUAAGGGAAGCAGGUGUCAAGUUGCUUUAAUUUUUCUUUUUGUU